AUGGGUGCAUUCUACCAAACCCUCCCUCCAUCCCUCGUCUCGUGGCUCCUCGAGCAGAAAGUCUUCUGGAUCGCCUCCGCUCCACUCUCCGGUGAUGGGCACGUCAACGUAUCACCAAAGGGCAUCUCCGACAAAGGCGGACCGUUUUUCGGUGUAAUUAAAGAACCUUUGAACCCUAAUGCGAACGGUCAUGCCAGUGGUACCGUCAAAGGUGAUGAGGAAGAAGAUGAUAAAUCCGUCGUGAUUCGCAAAUUCUGGUAUAUGGAUCUUACGGGCUCGGGUAUCGAGACGACUAGCCAUUUACACGAGCCGGGCAAUGGAAGGAUUACAGUUAUGUUCAAUGCAUUUGAAGGACCCCCGAGGAUUAUAAGGAUUUUUGGAAGAGGCAACGUCCUCGAAUACGGCACCCCAGCCUUUAACGAAAUCAUCUCCUCGCAAGGCGUGACCAUCAUCCCUGGUACACGCUCCAUCAUCCUCGUCGAUAUCCACCAAGUGGGCACAUCAUGUGGCUUUUCCAUGCCCUGUUUUGACUUUGUUCGUUUUCGACCUACCCUCAAUGAUUUCUUUGAAAAGCGCGUCGCGAAUGAAAAAGCGGGUAAGAAGGAAGAUGGUAUUGAACGCUACUGGGCCUUCAAAAACUCCGCGAGCAUGGACGGUCUACCCGGCUUAAAGCGCGGUGUACAGACAGCCAUCGCGGACAGAGUCAAGCCGAUUAAGAAAAUGGUAGGACCGUUUGCUCCGGUGAAAGGCCCGAGAAGACCAAAGAUGAUCUUCACGAUGGGACAUUUGAUAUUGGUCGCAUUGGUGAGUUGCGUGAGUACGGCGAUAGUGAUACUUUUGGGAGCGUUGAGGUUGGGGAUCGUUGGAUUCGAGUCAGGAAGAGUCUGGGUGAGAUGCAAUUGA
Messenger RNA from Rhinocladiella mackenziei CBS 650.93, 903 nucleotides. RefSeq lists its product as uncharacterized. The record is from RefSeq and is a predicted model, not a curated record. NCBI's taxonomy places the organism in Eukaryota, Fungi, Ascomycota, Eurotiomycetes, Chaetothyriales, Herpotrichiellaceae. Bases 1 to 903 code for a protein of 300 amino acids. The transcript is spliced from 2 exons.